Manacus vitellinus (golden-collared manakin) is the source of this 2724-nucleotide messenger RNA. RefSeq names its product sodium channel epithelial 1 gamma subunit (gene SCNN1G). Gene Ontology annotation, biological process: sodium ion transmembrane transport. Gene Ontology annotation, molecular function: ligand-gated sodium channel activity. Gene Ontology annotation, cellular component: membrane. Lineage: Eukaryota; Metazoa; Chordata; Aves; Passeriformes; Pipridae. The record is from RefSeq and is a predicted model, not a curated record.
CUCCUCAUGAACUACUACAGCGCCUCGGUCUCCGUCACCGUCCAGUUCCAGAAACUGCCCUUCCCUGCCGUCACCAUCUGCAACAUCAACCCCUACAAGUACAGUGCCAUGAAAGAAUAUUUAUCUGAAUUGGACAAAGAGACAAAAAAAGCUUUGGAGACUUUCUACGGAUUUUCUGAGGGCAAGACCAAGGUGCGCCGGUCAGUGGACGAGUGGAACAGCACAGGGAGUGACUUCUUCCAACAGAUCCCUCUGCUGAAGGUCGAGGACUUCUCUAGGACAGCAACAGACCUGCACAGUGGGCAGAAGAGGAAAAUAGAGGGAAGUGUCUUUCACAAAGACUCGUCCAUUGUGAACUCGGGUGAUUCCAAUGACAUCAUUGGCUUUCAGCUGUGCGACGCGAACAACAGCAGUGAGUGUGCCCUGUACACGUUCAGUUCGGGGGUUAAUGCUAUCCAGGAGUGGUACAAGCUGCAUUACAUGAACAUCAUGGCACAAAUUCCCCUGGAGACGAAAGAAAAAUUGAGUUAUUCUGCUGAUGACCUUCUACUGACAUGUUUCUUUGAUGGCCUAUCUUGUGACAAAAGGCACUUCACUCGUUUCCACCACCCUCUCCAUGGCAACUGCUACACCUUCAACAGCGGUGAGAACGGGACCAUCCUGAGCACCUCCACGGGCGGCAGCGAGUACGGAUUGCAGGUUGUUCUGUACAUUGACGAAGCAGACUACAACCCCUUCCUGGUGACGUCCACAGGAGCCAAGAUCAUUGUCCAUGACCAAAAUGAGUAUCCCUUCAUCGAAGACAUUGGCACGGAAAUUGAGACUGCAGCAGCCACCUCCAUAGGGAUGCACUUUACUCGGUCUCGUAAGCUGAGCAAACCCUACAGUGACUGCACGGAGACAGGAGCUGACAUACCCGUGGAAAAUCUCUAUAACAAGAGCUACUCCCUCCAGAUCUGCCUGCACUCCUGCUUCCAGAAGGCCAUGGUGGACUCAUGUGGCUGCGCCCAGUAUGCACAGCCCUUGCCCGCGGGGGCCGAGUACUGCAACUACAAGAAGAACCCAAACUGGAUGUACUGCUACUACAGACUGCACGAGAAGUUCGUGAAGGAGCAGCUGGGCUGCCAGCAGAUCUGCAAAGACGCCUGCAGCUUCAAGGAGUGGGCGCUCACCACCAGCAUCGCCCAGUGGCCAUCCACCGUGUCAGAGGACUGGAUGCUUCGAGUUCUCUCCUGGGACAAAGGGCAAAAGCUCAACAAGAAACUGAACAAGACGGACCUCGCCAACCUCAUGGUGUUUUACAAGGACCUGAACGAGAGAUUCAUUUCGGAGAAUCCUGCCAACACACUCGUCAUUCUCCUGUCCAACUUUGGGGGCCAGCUGGGCCUCUGGAUGAGCUGCUCGGUCGUCUGCGUCAUCGAGAUCGUCGAGGUCUUCUUCAUCGACUCGCUCUCCAUCGUCAUGCGGCGCCAGUGGCAGAAGGCAAAGAAGUGGUGGAACGACCGCAAACGGGCCGGGCCGGGGAAGCCUCCGCAGGCCGGGUGACUGGAGAUUGUGCAUCACGGGGACCUGCCCACCUUCAAUGCCCUGCGCCUGCCGCUCCCCAGGACAGCCCCUGCCAGGCAUCCCCCCCCCAACUACAGCACUUUGCUGGAGACAGCCUUCACCGAGCAGCUGCCCGACACGCUGGAGCUCGGCCCCCACUGACGCCGGUCACACACCCACCCAGGGGCCCGAGGAGGUGGGUGAUGGACCAAAGGUGAAAGGCGUGGAUCCAAACAAGCACUGAAGGGCUGUUGGGUCAGACCCUUAAUUCAGGGAUUGAACUGGCAGUCAAAGCUGCCCUGAGCAAAGCUCAGACACAAAAGCCAAGGGCUCAGAGACAUUAGGAGCUUCAAGCAACACCAGUUCUCAAGUUAAUGAUGGCAGAAGAUGGCUGGAGCAGGAUGUGGUGCUGAGCUGGGAUGUCUCACCAGGCAGAGGUACACAUUAGCCACCAGCUGCACACACCCCAUUGCAUGUGAGCAGGAAUUGCUCCAUAGCAGAUUGAUACCACAUUGAGGAUUAACACUAAUUACUCUCUGCUGUAUGGCUGGACUUGUGGGAAAAACCCCAGGCUGUCAGGAAUGCAGCCUGGCAUUUGUAGGAAGGGGCAUGACAGAGGCUUGGGAAGAGCACAAAACAGAUAAAAGGAGAGCCCUCACUUGAAUUUUCAUUAGAAACCUGUUUCCAAUGAUAGCCUGAGGAGCUCUUUAUUCUGAGGGGAAGAGCCAGGAUAGCCAGAGAUGGGGUUGUAGAACAAGUUAUUUCACAGCUGGGGUAGGAGACCCUGAGUCAUCCCCAAAGAAUCAUCUGAAAGGGCACAAAAUCCAAUUCAGAGCACAGUAAUGAAGUGCAUCUUCUGCAAGCUUGUUCCAUUCCACAUCACUCAGCCAGCCCUUAAACAUAACUUCCAAGGAGCUCAUUAAGUGACUUCCCAGAAGCCUCAUAGGGAGCUGGCUGCUCUCUUCCUGCUCAACCUCAGGCAAGGACUUCCUCCUGCAGCCACCCAGUUCCCCACCUGCUUGCCCUGGAGCUGGCAGUGCCUGGGGGAUGGCAGAGCCAGGCAGGGCUGCAGUGGCAGCCAGCAGAUGCCUCACCCCACUUGUGCCUUGUUCACCUUGCCCACACCUGUGCGGAUCCAGAGCAGCAUCAGCACCCACGUUUCACCCCCUGUGCUCCCAG